Molecule: messenger RNA, 646 nt
Organism: Sinocyclocheilus grahami
Lineage: Eukaryota; Metazoa; Chordata; Actinopteri; Cypriniformes; Cyprinidae
Product: somatoliberin-like
Exons: 5
Coding region: 101-526 (141 amino acids)
Biological process (GO): regulation of protein localization; adenylate cyclase-activating G protein-coupled receptor signaling pathway; growth hormone secretion
Cellular component (GO): perikaryon; terminal bouton; extracellular region
Molecular function (GO): growth hormone-releasing hormone receptor binding; peptide hormone receptor binding; neuropeptide hormone activity
Source: RefSeq, a predicted model, not a curated record
CACCGAGAAUAAAACCAAACCCUGAGUACAAGUGACCAACAUCUCAUGUCUUUGUUCAUUAGACUGUCAGAGGAGCACAUCACCAACCAUACAAGUGAGAAUGAUGCAGAGAACUGCCCUGCUAUUGCUCUGCUGCCUGUUACUGUCAGCGACAUCUUCCCCAGUCCAUCCACUGAGGUUCGGUCAGAGAGCAGCUGCAAUACUGAUGACCUGCUCUAUUGAGGAUCCAAUGCAGUUGCCAGCAGAUACUUCAUCCCAAACACCAGAUACUGAGUUUAGGUUUGGAAGGCAUGCUGACGCCAUCUUUACCAAUAGCUACCGAAAAGUUCUCGGUCAAAUAUCUGCCAGAAAAUUUCUUCAAACUGUUAUGGGCAAAAGACUUGGACCAGAAACACAAAACUAUGUGAAACGCCAGUUGGGCUUAUAUGAAGACACCUUCAAGCAAGAUGUGGAUAUGGAUGUCAUUGAGAGGGAACAAAGUUACAGAGAACCACGAAGACUUAAGUUCUCAGUAAUUACACAAUGAUUAAAUGUGAACAGUCUUUAUACUUGCAUUUGCCACAUUUUACACUGGAUUAUUAAAACUCAGUUCACCCUUCAUACAGUUUUCUGUGCACUGUGUAUUUUUACAGCCAGUGUUCAGAAG